This is a messenger RNA of Ilyonectria robusta, 1116 nucleotides long. RefSeq lists its product as uncharacterized. The record is from RefSeq and is a predicted model, not a curated record. The coding region runs from base 1 to 882 and encodes 293 amino acids. Gene Ontology annotation, molecular function: oxidoreductase activity, acting on the CH-OH group of donors, NAD or NADP as acceptor. NCBI's taxonomy places the organism in Eukaryota, Fungi, Ascomycota, Sordariomycetes, Hypocreales, Nectriaceae. The transcript is spliced from 3 exons.
AUGGGACUCGGACAGUGCUUCCAGAGCCUUAGAUGGGGUUACAGGGCCUUUAACCUAAUCUACGCAAUCGUUCGGCGGAAGCAAAGAGGUUCCUCAGACUCUUCUCAAUGGGACUGGUCAAAGGAGAUUGUCCUCGUCACGGGAGGAAGCAAUGGUAUCGGUGAGCUUGUUGUUGGGAAGCUUGCUGGAAAGGGCAUCAAGGUUGUAUCUGUCGACCUCUAUCCCCCGAAAAUUCCCGUUCCAGACAAUGUUUCCUUCUAUCAGCUUGAUGUCACAUCUCCCGACGAAAUUCGUCGAGUCGCCGAAUCCAUACGCCGUGAUGUUGGGGAGCCCACGGUAUUGAUCAACAAUGCUGGCGUCGCAUCAAUGAAACCGAUCCUGGAAGAGACGGACCUAGAAAUCCGCCGCACUUUUGAUGUCAAUAUUGUUGCCCAUUUUUUCCUUGUUAGGGAGUUCUUGCCAUGGAUGAUCAGCCAGAAUCAUGGACACAUCAUCACCAUUGCGAGCAUGGCCAGUUUUGUGACUGUCGCAUACAACGUCGACUAUUGUUGUUCAAAGGCUGCUGCCUUGGCGUUUCAUGAAGGGCUCGCGCAGGAGCUGAAGCAUAAUUAUCAUGCUAGCAACAUCAAAACCAGUGUUGUUCACCCGAUGUGGAUUCGCACCGCCAUGUUCGACUCAGCAUUGAAGAAAAAGGCAUUCGCAGACACACUCCUGCAACCAAAUGAUGUUGCCGAUGCAAUUACACUACAGGUGCUUAGAGGUAAAAGCGGCCAGGUCUUCUUACCAGGGUAUUACAGCCUUGGGUCUGUAUUUCGUGGUCUCCCAGCUUGGGUGCAGGAACGAUUCAGAGACGCACGAGCGCAUUUAUUCAGUGAAAAUUAAGGGAAUGGGGUGGUUUUCAUAUGGGUCACCCUCUUGUGUCAAGCACAAUGGCGUAAAGUAUUGUUAUUGGCAGAUGGGAAUAAAUGCCUUCACCUCGGCCCGGCUGGACCAAUAUGCGGAGUACCGUAUCGACUCAGUAAAUUGGCCCUGAAUCCUUCCCCCACUUAUUGCCUUCAAGAUUCUUUAUACCUAAUGAUAAUAAAUGAUUUAGAAAAUCUAAGCCUUAUAAAGCUU